UUUCACUCUUACUUCGCGAAAGCCUGAACACACAACACAACGGUUUAUUAAUCUUCUCUACGAGCUGCCAACAUUCAGAAUGACACCCGAGCAAUUCAAAUCCAUCUGGGAUAGAAUCUUCACCGGAAACCCAAGCGAAGCUCGUUCAUUUUGUGAAGAAGUACUCAACCCCAACUAUGUUCGCUUGGAAGCUGGUAGCGACCGAACGGACUUUGAGCGCGCCGUCGAGAAAAUUACUUUCUUCCGCCAAAACUGCAAGAAAAUAAACAGUUCCCUGCUAUUUUUCGCUUACGACAACAAGAAAAUUGCUGCACGGCUGAUUUGUGAUUUGGCAAUGAGUGAUGAAGAGGAGAAGAAGCUGGAGGUCAUGAUCAUGGUGGAGCUUGACGACGAGGAGAAGUGGGUGGCUGCUUGGGAGCUUAUCACUCCGUAUUUGGGUUGAUUUUGUGCGGUUAAGUGCGACUAGAUGCAUGGCAGUUUUGUUCAUACGUGAACCUGAAGAAUACGCC
Aspergillus costaricaensis CBS 115574 is the source of this 509-nucleotide messenger RNA. RefSeq lists its product as uncharacterized. Bases 80 to 442 code for a protein of 120 amino acids. NCBI's taxonomy places the organism in Eukaryota, Fungi, Ascomycota, Eurotiomycetes, Eurotiales, Aspergillaceae. The record is from RefSeq and is a predicted model, not a curated record. The transcript has a single exon.